GCAGCAACACCCCAAACCGGAAGUGUGCCCCGGUUAGGGGCUAACCAUCUGCGGAGAGCUGCGGCGUCAAUGAGCUGGAGUUUGGAAGAAAUAUAGGAUGCGUUCCUUCAGUUGAAGACGUGGCCUGGUAACACUGACGCUGUGGGGAGACGUGUGACUGAAAAAUCUGCUAUGACCGGUUUAUGAAGGAGGAACUGUGUCGGAAGGCGGCGCUGUUGUUGUUGACAGAGUCGUGUUGACGCUAGCAAAGCUAACGCUACACACGUUUGGCUCUGUGGCUAACGCCUCUCUUUUCUCGGGGCUACCGCUACAAGAUACCAUCAUGCCUAAAGAGGUAGACAAGGUUGAGGGUGGAGGAGGCAAGGACUCCAAGGAAGAAACGGUACAACAUGCUACUAAGGAGACGGUCAGGAAGAGGGUUCGGGCAAAUACUCCAAGUCCGCACAGAGGAAACACGCCACAAGCCAGCCCUCCCAGAUUUCUGUCUGUGGAAGAGUUGAUGGAGACGGCAAAAGGAGUUACCAACAUGGCCUUGGCUCAUGAAAUAGUGGUCAACCAGGGAUUUCAAGUUAAACCUGCAGAGCUUCCUGAAGGAAGUUUGGAGCGCAGAGUGAAGGAGAUUAUGCACAAAGCAUUCUGGGAUUGUUUGGAAGGACAGCUUAAGGAAGAUCCACCAUCUUAUGGACAUGCCAUUAAACUCCUUGCUGAGAUUAAAGAGACACUUCUGUCCUUCUUGCUGCCGGGCCACGGCCGUCUGCGAGCCCACAUUGAAGAGGUUCUGGACCUGCCUCUAAUUCAGCAGCAGGCUGAGAAUGGCGCUCUUGACAUUGGUCAACUUUCCCAAUUUAUUGUUGGAAUGAUGGGCUCACUGUGCGCCCCCUGCAGAGACGAGGACAUCAGUAAGCUAAAGGAGAUCACCGAUAUUGUGCCUCUGCUCAAGGCAAUAUUUUCUGUUCUUGAUCUGAUGAAAGUGGACAUGGCAAACUUUGCCCUCAGCAGCAUCAGGCCCCAUCUGAUGCAGCAGUCUGUUGAAUAUGAGAGAAACAAGUUUCAGGAGUUUCUGGAGAAACAACCUAAUGCCUUAGACUACACAGAGAAGUGGCUUGCGGACACACUGAAAAGCUUGAGCGUGCCUGGGAUUGAUGGUUCCAGUGCUGCUUCAUCAAACGCUUCCUCUCUCCUCCCCCUUAACAUUCAUAAUCACGCCUAUCUGCGCCUGCUAAAAUGGGACCCUGAGUCUGACCCUUUUCCAGAGACCGUGUUAAUGGAUCAGCUUCGGUUCCAGGAGAUGCAACAGGAGGUUGAUCGGUUAGUUCUUCUGUCAUCUGUUCUCCUCAUUAUCUACACUACAACAGGAGAGGCCAUCUCGGGGCUGCCUGGCCUGAUGGAGAGGCUUAAAAACACAGUGAGCGUCUUGUUUGCAGACAUGCAUUCAUCGUCUAAGAGUGUGGAGGAUGCCUUAGCGGCUAUCGGAGAAAAGCUGUGUGUGGAGCUGAGUCAGUGUCUAAGCCAGCAUGGCUACUCUCCAUUCUCUGCCGACCGCAUGAACACUCUGAAAGGACAAAUCUCAGCCACCAGUCAGCCAGAUAACUCCGUCCGCAAGCUGAUGGAAUCCAGGGUUCAGGCCUACCUCUUGGUUUCCCUGGAGUGCAGUCAACAUAAGACGCCGCCUCCUCUUCCCGGUGGCUUGACCCCAGUUAGCAGGGAGCUGAAGGAGCUCGCUGUUCGAUUCAGUCGCCUCGUCAACUUCAACAAGCUUGUCUUCUCCCCUUUUUACCAAAAGCUUCUUCAAAAGUUAGUCACAGAAGUGAAUCCUGAUAAAGAAACGUGAAUGUGGAAAAAGUGAAGUGAAGAGUGGUCUGUAGUUUCACAUUUGCCUCGCACUAAUAAUAGAUUCGGUUUAACAUGAGAGGUGGUGAUCAGUUUGUAAAUUCAGCUCUUCAGAGACUGCAUGUUGAACGUCCAUGAUCAGAACCCCCUGCCUAUCGUCCCAGUUGCAUAAACUCACAGUGUUGCUUAUUUAAUAAAACUCAGGCCUCAUAGGUGUAACCUCACUGUAGUCAUCUUGCAUCCUGCUAGUCGGUGUCAUUUGAAACCUAAGCUAUUACAGUACUUCUGCUUUCGAUAAAAUCCAACUAAUACUAUGCUUCGCAGAGCUACAUGACUGUCUAUAAAAACAUUGACUAUAUGGCUAUAUACAAUAUGAAAUUAUUAAAACCAGGUAAGAAAGAUUUAAAAUUACAGUUUAAGCAUCAAAUAUUUAGGAUCUUUACGUUUUUUAAAACUGUUCAUCAGAAAUACAGUGCAAUUGGAAAAAGCUGUUUAAUGGAAUUACUUCAUAGUCCAUAUGUUUAGAGAUCUAGACACUUAUGUUUGUAAAGCUUUCCUAGAAAAUUAGGGCAUUUAAAGGGACCUCCAUCUUUUAAAUACAGAUAAAAGAUUUAACCAACAAGACAAGGACCAUGAAAUCAAUGUUAAUGUUAUCACAAAAUGUUCGUCCUAAAUUACCCUUUAGGGAUCAAUGAGGUUUAUCUCUAAAUUGAUGAGCAGUGUAGUAUUUAUGGUCUUGUCAGAAAUACAAACGAAAGGUGUGUAGACCUUUCAUAUCCACAGUUUGAAUACAAAAAGCAUGACCAAAAUCAAAUGAGAGAAGAAUAAAGUGCAGAAGGGAAGCUGGACUGGACCAACUUGAAUUAUUGGGUUUUAAAAAUAGAUUGACUUAUUUAUAGUGUUUUUUAUGGUUUCUAAGGUAUUUAGAUACUUUGCUCUCUAACGUUUCUACUUUAUUCCACACACUCAUUUUACCACAGAUUAUUUCCAGUGAUUUCCAUUAAUACAGUAAGAUUCCUUCUCUUCUAACAGAAUAACGUCACCUUUCCCCUGAAUAAACAACACACUGACUGUUCACCUCAUCUGCACUGAUACCUGUCUUUCAUUGUCAAAUCCACAAGCCAAUAAACCAUUGUUGUCCCGCA
Molecule: messenger RNA, 2975 nt
Organism: Betta splendens (Siamese fighting fish)
Lineage: Eukaryota; Metazoa; Chordata; Actinopteri; Anabantiformes; Osphronemidae
Gene: tcp11l1
Product: t-complex 11, testis-specific-like 1
Exons: 10
Coding region: 323-1831 (502 amino acids)
Biological process (GO): signal transduction
Source: RefSeq, a predicted model, not a curated record